This is a messenger RNA of Salvelinus namaycush (lake trout), 4053 nucleotides long. Its product is annotated as UPF0606 protein KIAA1549. Bases 1 to 4053 code for a protein of 1350 amino acids. The record is from RefSeq and is a predicted model, not a curated record. Lineage: Eukaryota; Metazoa; Chordata; Actinopteri; Salmoniformes; Salmonidae. The transcript is spliced from 21 exons.
AUGUGCCCCGGAAUCUCUCAGGGCCUGCGCACUAAUUGCGCGCACCUGCUGGUAGCGUCCUUGCUGGUGUCCAUGACGAUGUCAAGCUCACCUGUUGCAGGCGGUGUGGACUCCAACGGAACGACAGCAACACGGUCCUCAUCGCGGUCAUCACCGUCACCCUCUUCCAGAUGGCCAGGCGCCACCCCACCCAAAGACACUAGUCACCAUGGUAACACUGACGCUGCCUCAGUGGACGAUGAAGCUCAGGGCAUACAUCUCCUCCUGAGACCCCCAGACCUGCUGUCCCCCAGCCACCCCCCUCCUCUGCCCCCCCACAGCCAGCCCACCCUCACCCCUCCCCCACCCUGGGAGCACGCCCCCUCCCUAGAGGAGGCCUGGGGCUCCGGAGACUACCUGGAAACGCUUUCCUUCAUGGUCCCAGAGGGGGAGGAACUGGCCCUGGCCACAAGCUUACCCAGUCACACCUACGACCCUGACGACGGGGCCUCCUAUGACACCUCCUUCCCCUCCCGCCCAACCCUCCCCCUGUCCUCCAGCCUCCUCCGACCCUAUACGUCCCCCACCUCCCCCCUCCGGGAGGGUCUCCCCUUCACCCACCCUGCCCAGCCUGAGGGAUACCCUCACUGGGAUGAAGAAGACUAUGACCUGGGGGACAUUUUUCCUCUGGUGCCCACGGAGCUGCUGCUGCCAGACAUGAACAGUCUGGAGUACUACACCAAUCUGCUGGGUACCCCCACCCCUGGAGUCAGACCCACCUCCAGAGUACCCCCUCAGCCUCCUGUUCUGCGGCCCAGAGUCCCCCCAGCUACCCCUGGCAGACACCCUCCACUGCCCCCAUCUAACACCACCAGCCUGGCUCGCCCCCCCAUGCUGCGACCUCCAGGGAGGGACCCCAUAAAACCACCACCACCUGUGACCGAGGUCCCCAGCAACCGACCGACGACCACUACCAAGGCAACCACUGUUACCACGACAACCCCUGGCACCCUGGCGACUCCCCCAGCCCCUCCAGGACGCCAGUACCUGUGUAACGUCACCAAGCCUGACAUGUACCUGGUCAGAGUGGUCCUGCCGAAGUCUGGCUCCACUGUGGGCUUUGGCCAGGUCAGGGACAUCUUGAAGAGGGAGUUCAACCGCUCAGUGGAGUUGCAGUUCCUGAGAACUCCGUCUAGCUUUGCGUUCCGUGUUGUGGCGGGACCUCUGAUCUUCACCGCCAUGUCUGUCGUCAACGCUCUGCGCCAAUCAACACAAAGCUCCUCCUUGUUCCCAACUGUCUCACCCCUCUACGGCAUACCUGAUCGCAAGUACCAGAUACGCUCUGUGCUGCAGUUUGUGCCCGGUCACGUGGAUGUGCGUGUGUGUAACUUCAGUGAGCGAGUGGAGAGAGGACUGCUGAUGGCCUACACGGAGACACGCAGACGCGCACAUGAAUUUGGCAACGUUACUGUACAGCUGCUGAACAUCACCAUGGGUCAGGCCAAGCCACAGGGUGACCAGAAGGUUCCGGUGGACAUCACGUUUGCGUUGCGUGAUGGGCGGGGCUACCUGUUGGGGUCAGAGGUCAGCGGUCACCUGAGACGCCUAAGCACGGUGGAGUUCAGCUUCUACCUGGGCUUCCCCGCGCUGCAGAUCGCUGAACCCUUCCACUACCCCGAGCUGAACGUUUCUCACCAUCUACGCUCCUCCUGGGUCCGCACAGUGUUACUGGGUGUCCAGGAGCAGACGGUGACUGAGCGGAGCUUCAAGGCUCGUCUGGAGCGCCGUCUGGCCCUGCUGCUGGAGGAGGGGCUAGGGGAGGGGAGUAAACGACCCCGCUGGAAGAGAUCCACGGCCGUGGGUAACAACAGCUUACAGGUGGUGCGUGUGUCGAGGCUGGCAGGUUCAGGGCGUACUCUGGAAGUGGUGUAUUUCGUGGAGGGACCAGAGGGGGAGAGAGUCCCUGCUGAUGCCACCGCUGCCACCCUCAACCGCCUGGAGCUGCAACGGGCUGCCAUCGUACUGGGGCACCGCGUCCAGAGACCCCUUGCCCAACCUGUGGAGACCCUGACAGUGCCACCGUCUGAGACUCAGAGCAGCAGUGUCUGGCUGAUUGUGGGGGUGGUGGUGCCUGUCCUGCUGGCUAUCUUCAUCAUCAUCAUCCUCUACUGGAAACUGUGCGGCUCGGAGAAGCUGGAGUUCCAGCCUGAUGCCAUCAACACCAUCCAGCAGAGACAGAAGCUCCAGGCUCCCAGUGUGAAAGGGUUUGACUUUGCCAAGCUCCACCUGGGGCAGCACAGUAAGGAUGACAUCAUGGUGAUCCAGGAGCCUGGUUCCCUCCCUGUGCCCAUCAAAGAGGCCACCCCCUCUGAGGGAGGGGAUCUCAACACUCCCAAAUCCAAGGGCUCCUCCACCAAGGCCUCCCGCGCUAACCGCCGUAGGGGGAGACUGUCCCCGUCAGAUGGUGACUCGUUAGGUAGCGACCAAUCGAGUGGCAGGGAGUCUGCAGAGGAGACCACCAGAUAUGUGGGCACGCCCCACGAGGGGAAACCGCACCGAAACAAAACGCCCAAGAAUGUUUACCUUACUCUCUUUCUCCCUCUCCCUGUCUCCCGCUCCCCAGUCCCUCCCACAGGCAGUGGUCCAGAUGAGCUGCUCUCCUCUUCCUCCAUCUUUGACCACGUGGACCGUCUGUCCCGAGGCUCGUCUGACGGCAGGGCUCGCCAGGCCAACAAGGUCCAGCUGAUUGCCAUGCAGCCCCGGCCCAGCCCACCACAACACUCACACAGCCCCACCAUCACAGAGAGGGUCAGCGCAGAGGUGGCUCUGAGACAUAAGUCGGAGAUCGAGCACCACAGGAACAAGCUGCGUCAACGGGCUAAGAGGCGGGGCCAGUGUGAGUUCCCCUCUAUGGAUGACAUCCUGGAUGCCUUCGGGCAGGCGCAGGAGGAGGCGGGGCAGGGAGGGUGUCCCCAGCGCCUCUACAGCUCAGCCCAUGACCACAUGGACAGCAUCUUGCACACCGACCCCCCCUCGCCCCCCACCCCAGGGGAAUCCAGGAAGAGGGGGAGGCGCUCUCCUCGGGGCCGGCGGAGGCAGCAGGGGAACGGCAGUCUGCCAGACACAGACAGACUGACGGACAGAGACCGCCUGCUCACAGACCACAGCGCCACCUACAGGAAAUACCCUGGACUCAACAACGUGGCCUACAUGUCCGACCCGGACCUACCUCCAGACCACGGCAGCCCCUCCCCUAACGACGAGGUGUUUGACCACGCCCCUCCCCCGCCCCCCUACGUGCCUCCCCAGCCGUCCAUCGAGGAGGCGCGGCAACAGAUGCACUCCCUAUUGGACGAUGCCUUCGCCCUGGUGUCGCCCUCCUCCCAGGGCAGUGUCGGGGUCACGCAGGUCAGCCCCGCACUGCCAAGCCCCUCUCCCUCCCCACAGACACACCCAUCACGCCAGUGGGGUUCCUACCCCGCAGCCCCCACACACAGCCCCUUCUCUGCGAGGUAUGCAGAGUUGGGGAUGUCUCCCUCGUCAAUACAAGGCCUGUUGCAUAGGCAGGGCCUGGGUUCAGGGGCCUAUGUUGCUGCAGAGGAGCAGUUGCAGGAUUCUGUCUACGCCAACAGGGGGCAGUAUGAAGAGCCUCCCUCCUCCUCCAGACCUCGGCCUGUUGGGGGAAGCACAGGUGCUCAGCUGCAUCACCUGACGCAGGUGGGCUUGUCGAGCCGGAUCAGUGCGUACCCUGGGGUGGGCCGCAGCGUCUCUGGGCCAACAGGCUCCAGCUGGAACCAGCAGCCUUUAGACCAGGACCUCUCCAGACCCGGAGCCAGCAGGGAGACUGUGCUGUCGUUCCCUGAGUUCUCCUCCUCCGGUGUGUUUCAGAUGCCCAGCUCCUCUCUGGGAGACCAUUCUGUCCCCCCAAUGCUCCUGGCCCCUCCCACUCCAGAGUUCCCCCUAGAUGAGUCCUCCCCCUCAGCCCAAAGCUCCGCCUCCCUCAUCAAGGCCAUCAGGGAGGAGCUACGACGGCUCGCCCAGAAACAGGUUGCUGUGGCCAGCAGUUACUCCUAG